Salvia splendens (bonfire salvia) is the source of this 450-nucleotide messenger RNA. Its product is annotated as IN2-2 protein-like. NCBI's taxonomy places the organism in Eukaryota, Viridiplantae, Streptophyta, Magnoliopsida, Lamiales, Lamiaceae. The record is from RefSeq and is a predicted model, not a curated record. The coding region runs from base 1 to 450 and encodes 149 amino acids. Gene Ontology annotation, cellular component: cytoplasm. The transcript has 4 exons.
AUGGACUCCAAAUAUGUUUUCCCUCAGAAGUUUUCGCCCAACAUUUUCUUCAAAAUCAUUCCAUCUCUCCAUCUCUUCAAAGUAAAUCCCCAAUUGAAACCUAACAACCCUAGCUUCUCCUUGGCCCUCUCUCUUCUCUGUUCAAGUGGCGUCACCUUUCUCGACACCUCCGACCUCUACGGUCCCCACACCAACGAGAUCCUCAUCGGAAAAGCUUUGAAAGGGGGGAUGAGGGAGAAAGUGCAACUUGCUACUAAGUUUGGGAUAAUAUAUCAGGAUGGGAAGGUUGAGGUACGUGGUGACCCAGCAUAUGUGAGGUUAUCAUGUGAGGCGAGCUUGAAGCGUCUUGAUGUUGACUGCAUUGAUCUCUAUUAUGUUCAUCGGAUUGACAAGCGUGUGCCCAUAGAAGUCACUGUCGCGUGGCGUGGGAGAGGUACUUGGCCCUUUUAG